This is a messenger RNA of Daldinia decipiens, 2264 nucleotides long. RefSeq names its product GMC oxidoreductase. Gene Ontology annotation, molecular function: oxidoreductase activity, acting on CH-OH group of donors; flavin adenine dinucleotide binding. The record is from RefSeq and is a predicted model, not a curated record. NCBI's taxonomy places the organism in Eukaryota, Fungi, Ascomycota, Sordariomycetes, Xylariales, Hypoxylaceae. The transcript has 2 exons. Bases 163 to 1986 code for a protein of 607 amino acids.
AGGCAUGUGAGAAAGACAAUUCUCGUAACCAGCAUAUAUAUACGAGAUCUUUGUCUAUUCUCUGUUCAUCCCUACCUACAUUAAACAUAAAGAAUAUCUGACAAUUUUCAUUGUCUAGAACUUCUAAUGAAUCAUUAGUCUUCCUAGGUGCUCUUCUUGACCAUGACAGAUUCAGGGGAGUACCACUUCGUGAUUAUAGGGGGAGGCACGGCAGGUCUUGUCGUAGCUACCCGUUUAUCUGAAGAUCCAAGCCAGCGCGUUCUCGUCUUGGAAGCUGGGGCCGACUUGAGUGAUGAUCCACGAAUAAAAACACCAGCACACCACCCGGCUUUGCUUGGAUCACAAGCGGACUGGAAUUUUAAAAGUGAGCCUCAGUUGAGUCUCAAUGGAAGAUCAGUCAAUUUAUACCAAGGAAAAGCCCUCGGAGGGUCAAGCGCUAUCAACGCGCAAAUUUUUGUUCCCCCAACCAAUGCAUCGCUCGAUGCUUGGGGAACACUUGGUAAUGACGGAUGGAACUGGGACACAAUGAAGGAGUAUUAUUCAAAGGCAUUUAAACCUCCCGUAAUUGAUCAAUCAUCAAGAAAGGUGCUUGGAAUAGAUGGGUAUUCUCCAUACGAUACCCCUAACGGCCCACUCCAACUAUCAUACGCCGGAAAUCCAGAGCAUCCCGUACGCGAAGCUUGGAUGACAACAUUCAAAAACAAAGGCUAUCACGUAUCGAAUGACCCAUUUCUAGGAAUAUCCGUCGGGGCCUUUACCUCCCUCUCCAGCGUCGACCCAGCGAGGAAAGAAAGAAGUUAUGCAACUUCAGCAUACUACAACCCUGUUAAAUACAGGACUAACCUUAAAGUCCUUACAAAUGCGACUGUAGAGAGAAUUCUGUUCAAAGAUGGCCAUCGUACAAAGGCUAUUGGGGUUCAGUACAGACAUGGCGAUAACGUACAAGCAGUAGCCGCCAUUAAGGAAGUUAUUCUUGCUGCCGGCGUUCUCCAAUCUCCUAAGCUUCUUGAGCUAUCAGGUAUUGGCAACAAAUCGAUACUACGAAACAAUUCAAUCGAAAUCGUUCAAGAUCUUCCUGGUGUCGGAGAGAACCUUUACGAUCAUCCUGUUUGUAGUAUUAGCUACGAGGUGGCAGAAGGCAUAGAAACGCUUGAUUCGGUGUUAAGGCAAGAACCAGAAGCCCUAGAAAAAGCCAUGCAGGAUUACACUGUAGAUCAAAUAGGCUUACUGGCAUCCAUGGGGGUCAACACAUAUGCAUACCUUCCGAUGGUUGAUUACCUUUCUGAGAAGGGCCAGGAAGAAAUCAAGCAGCUACUUGCUCAGCAUCGUCCUUGUGGCAAUGGCCCUAGUGAAAACCGAGAACGAUCAUACUAUGAGUUCGCCGAAAAGAUAUUACUAGACUCAAAUCAGCCUUCGGCGGCGUAUUGCUCGCUUAUAAGACAGCAUCCUCUUCCGGUCGACCCCAACUCAGACUCGCCAUCCGGACCUAUACCCGGAAAUUUUAUUGCACUCGUCGCCACGCUUUCUCAGCCCCUUUCACGAGGAAGUGUUCACAUCGCAUCUAACGAUCCAUUGGCUGCGCCCACCAUCGACCUUAAUUACUUCUCCAACGAGAUUGACAUCGAAGUGUAUGCACGACAUAUGCUCUACCUCGACACUAUCGCCAAGUCAUCGCCUUUCAGCAAAUUGCUAAAGCAGCCCCUAGUUCGUCGCGACCCCGCUUCUCACCUCACCGAUAUUGAGACAGCCAAGAAAUACUUGCGCACCAGCACGAUAUCUAUGUGGCAUAUGGGAGGAACCUGCGCAAUGCUGCCGGAGGAAAAAGGGGGCGUCGUGAACCCGAAGUUGAAGGUCUAUGGCGUAGAUAGCCUUCGUAUUGUGGAUGCCAGUGCGAUCCCGCUCAACAGUACUGCUAAUAUGCAGUCUACUGUUUAUGCAUUUGCUGAGAGAGCAGCUGACUUGAUCAAGCAAGACUACGGACUAUAGUCCCCCCGGAAUAUGAUUCGUAUUGAAGGGUUCUUACAAGUGUGCUGAGAAUUGAUCAUAUAUUUCUCUUUUGAGUUGGUUUCUGGCUGUUACUGGUUGGAUGAAGAACUUGCACGCUCCUUAUUAACCUCCUAGUUGAGCCUUGUAUGUUACUUGGCAUAUAUCUGAUAGCUAUUUGUAUCUUGAUUUUGGAUAGUCUCAAAUCUUAGUUGUACGCAAUGAGAGGAUCAGAACAACGACCGACAUUAUAUCUUAGAAUGACAAUAGCCCUAUUGAGU